AUGCGCAAUUCACAGCUCACACUCACACACUCAUGCACAACUCACAGCUCACAUACCCACACUCAUCUCACACUCACACACUCAUGCACAACUCACAGCUCACACACCCGCACUCAUGCUCAUGCACACACAGCUCACACACAUACACACACUCAUGCUCAGAAGUCACAUGCACACACACUCAUGCGCAAUUCACAGCUCACACUCACACACUCAU
Molecule: messenger RNA, 217 nt
Organism: Galeopterus variegatus (Sunda flying lemur)
Lineage: Eukaryota; Metazoa; Chordata; Mammalia; Dermoptera; Cynocephalidae
Exons: 2
Source: RefSeq, a predicted model, not a curated record